Molecule: messenger RNA, 2528 nt
Organism: Apodemus sylvaticus (European woodmouse)
Lineage: Eukaryota; Metazoa; Chordata; Mammalia; Rodentia; Muridae
Gene: C4H3orf80
Product: chromosome 4 C3orf80 homolog
Exons: 1
Coding region: 1-744 (247 amino acids)
Source: RefSeq, a predicted model, not a curated record
AUGUGGGGUCCCGGGGUCACCGCCGAGGGCCUGUCGGUGGCUCCAGCGCCACCGCCGCUGCUGCCGCUGCUGCUGCUGCUGGCGCUGGCAUUGGUGGCGCCCUCGCGGGGCGGCGGGGGCUGCGCGGAGCUGGCGUGCAGCGAGCGGGAGCGCUGCUGCGACUCGGCCAACGCCACGGCCGUGCGCUGCUGCAAGCUACCGUUCCACGCCUUCCUGGACAACGUGGGCUGGUUCGUCCGCAAGCUCUCUGGGCUGCUCAUCCUGCUGGUGCUCUUCGCCAUCGGCUACUUCCUGCAGCGCAUCAUCUGCCCCAGCCCACGCAGGUACCCGCGUGGCCAGGCGCGACCUGGCCAGGCACGACCCGGGCCUCCCGGGGGUGCCGGACCGCCGGGGACCGCGGGGCCGCCCGACGACGACGACGACUCUCCCGCUCUGCUGCGCGACGAGGUGGCCGCGGGCUCGCAGGACUCUCUGCUGGACAGUGGCGGUGGUCGGGGCCGAGGAGGUGGCGGACGCCUGCCUCCCUCCUGUGUUUCGGAGCACGAGCUGCGCGUGGUGUCACCGGUCUUUCUCCAGCUGCCCAGCUACGAGGAGGUCAAGUACCUGCCCACCUAUGAGGAGUCCAUGCGGCUGCAGCAGCUCAACCCUGCGGAGGUCGUGCUGCCGGUGUCGGUGCUCGGCCGCCCGCGAGGCGGCAGUGCCGGGGACCCCGACGGUGACCAGGGUCGUUUCCCGCUCAUCUGAGUGUAGGGAGCCCCACGGGGAUCGCCCGGACCGUACAAGGUUGGGGGCUGCGGGUGGCACGCAACAGCUGGUGUGUCGGCGGUCGCUACUGACUGCCUCUGACCACACCUAGCAUCCCCGCACAACCUGUAGCCCCGCGCCUGGGUUGGGGUCAGUCCCCUCCCUCUCGCUUCCCGGGAAAUCUGUGUUUUUCUGUGUUUCUUUGGGCUCAAGGCUGGGCAGCUCGGCGGGGCAACGGCUUUGGACUAGCCUCCAGCUCUUGUCGGACGGUCGGUCCCCGCCCUCUGCCUUGCCUCCCCUCGUGUUCACUGUAAGUGCCUGCUUCUCCAAUCCAAAAGAACACGUAAACCGUUCGUGUGUCUAGAGACCAGCGGCUUGCUUUACGGUUAAAAGGGAAGGAGUGCAGGUCCAUUCCUUGCUCUCCUGCUUGGGCCGGUCACAGACUCCCAGGACAUAAUGGUGGGGAGCCUUUGGCUCUGGACCACGACUGCUGCAUGCGGGUCUGUGGAAACAGUGCUUGGCUGUGAUGGGACCCAUUGAGAAGGAACCAGAAAAUCCUUUGGUGUCUUCCUGACCAAGCAAAUAGAGAUGAUGGUUCACAGUUUUGUUGGGGAAGGGGUACCAUGAUGGAUGAUUUAGUGGCUGCAGCUGCUCAAGAUGUAGCAACUAAUGAAUCCAGACCGUAUUUGUAAUAUGGUACCGAUGGACUUUGAUUUUUCAGUAUGUAGACUGUUUAUUUUGUCCUUUAUUUUUUUUAUAUUUUGUCAUGACAAAUUGACAAGAUAAUCAGUCUUGUUUUAGGCCAGUUAUCCUCAAGAAAUCACCCACGUGCUGUCACUGUUUAAUACAGUGUUGGACAUCAUUUCAUUAAGGGGAGCAGGGUCAAGCCAGAAAUGUGACAUAAAAACAUGAAGGAUAUCUUAUUUUCACUAUUUGAGAAUAUAUUUUAUUUUUAGUACUGAAGCAUAAGACAUAACUUUUUAUAAUAACUGUGUAUAUUGUGUACCCUGGUACUGAACUAUAUCAUUUAUCAUGGAAUCAUAUGUAAAAGGAUCAUUGGUGUAUAUAUAUGCCGUAUAUGUAUAUGUAUAUGUAUAUGUAUAUGUAUAUGUAUAUGUAUAUGUAUAUGUAUAUGUAUAUGUAUGGAGCAAGAUGGCUUGCCUGUAUUUCCUUCUCUAUUUUUCAUCUGAGAUACAUCCUGCAAUGUAAUUCUAAACAUAAAGACAGACUUGUAACUUUCGUCUAAACCUGAAAUUUUGAAGUAAUGUGCAAAAACGGAUUCACCCAACCUAUGUUUAUUAAAAUUAAGCAGUAUCAUUUUACUAGAUCUACCAUUCUGGGACAUUCCCUUUAAGCAAAGCGUAGGUAAUAGGACACAUCUUAAUGCAUCAUGUAUAAGGUACAUAAUGUAGUGUCUGUGUACACUGUAUACAUUGUAUGCUGUAUAGCUGUGGUAGCUUACUGCUGGCAUGAAAGGAAAGGGCUGAAAGGAGCACAGCUUCCCCUGGAGACGUGCGAAGCACACUGGUUGUCAAGAAAGAUUGUCCACGUGGGUCUAUGAUGGAAGAUGCUGGGCGGGCCUAAGAAACCUUCAGUUAUCGUAUUUUUAAAAAUGAUGUGAUUACUUUUGACUUUUAAAGGGUGAUUGAAAAAGUCUGAUGUCCUGGGAACUUUUUUAAUGUAUGGAUUAUAAUAAAAGAAUGGUUUACUUUAAACUUCUCAAAGCUAAUGGCCCUGUCCUUAAAGAGAAUCAUCUGAAGUCUAUUAAAACAGAAAAAUGCUAA